Messenger RNA from Sinocyclocheilus grahami, 1121 nucleotides. Its product is annotated as heat shock protein beta-1-like. The record is from RefSeq and is a predicted model, not a curated record. Gene Ontology annotation, cellular component: nucleus; cytoplasm. The coding region runs from base 83 to 697 and encodes 204 amino acids. NCBI's taxonomy places the organism in Eukaryota, Metazoa, Chordata, Actinopteri, Cypriniformes, Cyprinidae. The transcript has 3 exons. Gene Ontology annotation, biological process: protein refolding; response to heat; negative regulation of apoptotic process.
AAAUCAAAUUUACUCUGACUGCAUCAGCAUCAGGUAUUGGAAGCUCCAAAACAGUGUUUUUCAGUUUUGAAAUUGUUUAAAGAUGCCUCGUCCUUUGUUUCAAAGAAAUGGUUGCUGGGACCCUUUUCAGGAGAAGACCCAAAACCUUUUCAACCAAAAAAACGACCUCCCCAAUUUCCUCGAGCCAGAUGAGAUUAGCUGGAUAGAAUCGGCAAGGAAAAGAUUGGGGACACCGACCUGGCCAGGAUCUGUGCGUUUACCUCUCCUCAGCUCUUUGUGCAUGGAGGUUCCACCUAAAUCAUGUACUGGAUCAGAAGAAUGCAAUUCUGAAUCUGUGUGUGAACAAACGAAAGGACCGCAAAACUGGAAAAUCUGUCUAGAUGUCAGUCCAUUUUCUCCAGAGGAGAUAAACAUCAAAACCAAGGAGGGAUAUUUGGAGAUUACAGGUAAUCACGAGGAAAGGCAGGAGCAUCACAGAUGGAUCUCAAGAAGCUUUACAAGAAAAUACAAGCUUCUGGCUGACUUAGACCUAACACAGAUCAGCUCCAUGCUGUCUUCAGAUGGUAUUCUCUCAGUCGAGGCCUCAUUACCUGACUCUAAUAUCAGUCUCCCCGGAGAGAUUAUCAUCCCUAUUCACAUGAUGGACAAACAGUUAUCUGCAAAAUCAGACGGGCAAUGCAUAACCAGUAACUUAUAGACCUAGUUACUGGUUAGGCACAGCCCGUCUUACUUAAUAUGUAUAUGUGAAUAUAUGUGUGUUAAAAGUAAUGAAUGCGUUUUCAUAACUUUUUAUUUUUGAUGGCUAACAUUAGAAGCAUUUGUAAAUACUGGCUUUGCAAGGGAAUAUUUAUCAUAUUAUGAACCAUUACCAAAAGAUUACAGCGACAGUAAUAUGCUUAAUAGAUCAGUUCGGCUGUUACUUUGGUUUAAAAAUAAUUAUGCAAUACAUAAUUUGUGCUGUAUAAGAAUACGUCUAAAAUGAUCACUCCUAUGUAACCAGCAACUAAGGAGACUAAGGAGAGAUUAGAUUUUCCAGCUCGCUCUUUCUCACUUUUUCAGGCUACACUUUAAAUAAAAGAAAAAAGUGGGGCUAGACUCAUACUGGGGAUUGUAUUGUAUAA